AAUCAGUUAAAAUCCCAACUCCCCUUCCCAUCCUCUGCUUUCCCUCCCACUUUUCACACACUACACACACUCACAACCGUCUUACUUCACACUCUUUUCACACACAGACACACACUGUGUCUCUGCUGCAGUUUCAAUGGCGGCGGCGGCGGCGGUGGCAGAGCUAAUUCCAUACACUUCAGCGCAUACAAAGACUGCCCAUCAUUUUUCUUCGGAGUUUUCCUAUGCAUCCACCAGAAUUUCCGGCCACCGCCGCCUGCGCCUCCGGCCAAUCCAGAACUCGAGAAUUAGGUGCUCCGUCACUUCCAAUGAAGUUGAAGCGCCGGCGGCGGUGAAGUUAGGGGAACUGAAGAAGAAAGCUGAUUGCUAUGGGGUUUUCUGCCUCACUUAUGAUCUCAAAGCUGAAGAGGAGACGAAGUCGUGGAAGAAGAUGGUUAACAUUGCUGUCUCUGGUGCUGCGGGGAUGAUAUCCAAUCAUCUUCUCUUCAAACUUGCUUCUGGUGAGGUUCUUGGACCUGAUCAGCCAAUUGCACUGAAAUUAUUAGGAUCCGAGCGAUCACUGCAAGCGCUUGAAGGGGUGGCAAUGGAGCUCGAGGACUCUUUGUUUCCUCUACUAAGGGAAGUGAGCAUCGGCAUUGAUCCAUACGAAGUGUUCCAAGAUGCUGAUUGGGCACUUCUGAUUGGUGCCAAGCCUCGUGGCCCUGGGAUGGAGCGAGCAGAGUUGCUAGACAUAAAUGGACAGAUUUUUGUCGAGCAGGGGAAAGCCCUCAAUGCUGUUGCUUCCCGUAAUGUGAAGGUGAUCGUCGUGGGCAACCCUUGCAAUACCAAUGCAUUGAUCUGUUUGAAAAAUGCUCCAGAUAUUCCUGCCAAAAACUUCCAUGCUUUGACUAGGUUAGAUGAAAAUAGAGCAAAAUGUCAGCUCGCCCUAAAGGCAGGAGUUUUCUACGACCAAGUGUCGAAUAUGACCAUUUGGGGAAACCACUCCACCACUCAGGUUCCCGACUUCUUGAAUGCUAGGAUCAACGGCGUGCCCGUCAAAGAGGUAAUCAAGGAUACUAAAUGGCUGCAAGAAGAGUUCACACAGGUGGUCCAAACGAGAGGUGGUGUUCUCAUUAAGAAAUGGGGAAGAUCCUCAGCAGCAUCAACUGCUGUCUCCAUUGUCGACGCCAUGAGGUCUCUUGUAACGCCUACGCCUGAGGGCGAUUGGUUCUCAUCCGGUGUAUAUACAGCCGGUAAUCCAUACGGUAUAGCAGAUGAUAUCGUCUUCAGUAUGCCGUGCAGAUCUAAUGGAGAUGGAGAUUAUGAACUCGUGAAGGACGUGGAAUUCGACGACUACCUGUGGAAUCGAAUCAAGAAGACUGAAGCUGAGCUGCUUGCAGAGAAGAAAUGUGUAGCUCAUCUUACAGGAGAGGGUAUUGCUGUCUGUGAUCUUCCCGGAGACACCAUGCUUCCCGGAGAAAUGUGAGAUUUUUUCCGGCCACCGUCGCGCGUUAUCGGCUCUUGUCUUCUGCUGUGAUUAUGUAUGUAGAAUAGCACAUUUGCACUAAUAAUGGGUGCAUUUGCAGCCCAAAAUCCAUACAUAUACACCAACUCAUUUUGAUCUCUGAUGUGAAACGCCAUUUGCAUUCUAAAUUCAA
Molecule: messenger RNA, 1637 nt
Organism: Salvia miltiorrhiza (redroot sage)
Lineage: Eukaryota; Viridiplantae; Streptophyta; Magnoliopsida; Lamiales; Lamiaceae
Product: malate dehydrogenase [NADP], chloroplastic
Exons: 14
Coding region: 137-1465 (442 amino acids)
Biological process (GO): malate metabolic process; oxaloacetate metabolic process; tricarboxylic acid cycle
Molecular function (GO): L-malate dehydrogenase (NADP+) activity; L-malate dehydrogenase (NAD+) activity
Source: RefSeq, a predicted model, not a curated record